Molecule: messenger RNA, 2509 nt
Organism: Centruroides sculpturatus (bark scorpion)
Lineage: Eukaryota; Metazoa; Arthropoda; Arachnida; Scorpiones; Buthidae
Product: leucine-rich repeat protein soc-2-like
Exons: 9
Coding region: 262-2400 (712 amino acids)
Molecular function (GO): protein binding
Source: RefSeq, a predicted model, not a curated record
GAAUAUCAACAUUUGCAUAAAACCACAUUUGUAAAAAUGAAUACACAAUACAUUAUUUUGCAUAAUAAUUAAGCAACGUCAAUAAAGAUGCCCUCUACUUUUUUCCUCAAAGCACCUUCAUCAAGAUUACCGGUAGCAAGGUGAUAGGGGUUACCUAAGUAUACUUUAACCCAAUAUUUUACUGAAAGUGUUUUGCAAUUGAUCUAGUUUUAUAAUGACAUAAUUGAAACAAGAAUCAAAAGAUCACAUCAAUAGCAGUAGAUGGUGAUAGUGCUUACCAUUAUGGAUAUGAGAACUUUAAGAACAGAAGAUGAAAAAGUUGAAACACUAGAAUUAGAUUUAUCAUCUCAACAACUUUCAAGUUUACCAGAUUAUUUAUUAGAUCUUCAAAAUACUACUUCAUUAGAUCUCAACUUUAACUAUUUAUCAACAAUUCCUGGAGCUUUGUGUAAUAAACUCAAAAAGUUGACUUGUCUUUCAAUUUCUGGGAAUGGCAUAACUACAUUACCAAAUAAUAUUGGAGAUUUAACUGAAUUAACAGAAUUGCAUUUGAGUGAAAAUACAUUACAUGAAUUACCGUCAAGUUUUUCACAACUUAGCAAUUUAAAAAUUCUUAAUUUAAUGAGUAAUUUACUUCAAGCGUUUUCUUGUGUUAAUGGUUUACAUUCUCUGACAGAAUUAAUUUUAGAUGAAAAUUGUAUAACAUUUCUUCCCGAGAAUAUUGAUUGUUUGGUGAAUUUACAGCGAUUUGAAGCAAGUUAUAAUUAUAUUAGUGCCUUACCUGAAAGCUUUGGGAAUCUUUCUAAAUUAAAAUGUUUAAAUUUAAGCAAAAACUCAAUACAGGAAUUGCCAGAUUCAUUUAAUAAUUUAUCAUCACUUGUAGAUUUAGAUUUAUCUGAUAAUAAAUUGAAUAUUUUACCACAAAACUGUAAAUCAUCACAUUUGUUAGAAAAAAUUUUUUUAGACAACAAUAAUUUAGUUGCAUUACCACUAUGGUUUAAUAAUUUAAAAUCUAUUAUGCAUAUAUCCCUUAAAAAUAAUAGUAUUAAAGGUAUGCCAUUUUUAGAAGAUUUUGGAAAUGUGAGCAAAAAAUUGAAACAUUUUGAUUUAGGAGGAAAUUGCAUUGAUACUUUACCAGAGAGUUUUGGCAAUUUGGAAAAUCUUGAUUUUAUUGAUAUGGGAAGUACAGCUGAUGAAGUGGAACGAUCAAGACAUUUACAAAAUGGAAAUUUCCUUAAAUGUCUUCCAAUGAGUUUUGGAAAAUUAUUUAAUUUAAGCCAAUUAUAUUUAGAUGAAAACUCUAUAGAAAGUUUACCAGAGAAUUUUGGAGAUCUUGUAAAUUUGCAAUAUUUGGAUCUUUGUCAUAAUAAUCUUCUUUAUUUACCUGAGAGUUUUGGAAAAUUGCAAUCUCUUGAAGUUUGUUUGUUUUCUAUUAACUAUAUUGAAUGCUUACCUGAAAAUUUUGGACAGUUACAGAAGAUGACAGAAUUAAGGCUUGAUGAUAAUCGAUUAUGUGAAUUGCCAAAGUCAUUCUGUGAACUUCAAGAAUUAAGAACAUUAGAUUUGUAUAAAAAUAAUCUUAAAGAAUUACCUAAGGCAUUGAAAUUUUUGACAAAAUUGAAUCGUUUAGAUAUUUAUGAGUUAUGUGAAUUGCCAAAGUCAUUCUGUGAACUUCAAGAAUUAAGAACAUUAGAUUUGUAUAAAAAUAAUCUUAAAGAAUUACCUAAGGCAUUGAAAUUUUUGACAAAAUUGAAUCGUUUAGAUAUUUAUGAGAAUAAUUUUGAAAUUUCUUGGGAAGAUUCAAUAGCUAGAACUUCAGAAAGAAGUAAAAUUGAAAAUUUAAAGAAAAACAAUGAUACUUCAAUUAAAAAUGCCAAGAAUAUUAAGGGUAAUUCCGAAAUUAUAUAUGAGGACUCACUGAGUAGUUCUUCAGAUAAAGAAACUGAGAAUAGUGACAAAUUUGAUAGCUCUACAAAUGGUAAACAUAACAAAAAUGUUGUUGAAGAAAAUGAAUUACAGUUUACACAAGAAGAAUUAAAUAGGAUAAAAUGUGCCUUAAAAGAAGGUGCAUCAUUGUGGAGACAACAUCGGGAUGGAUUUUUAAUUAAUCAUAGUCAUCAGUUAAUUGCAGAAACAGAAGAACUAUGGGAUAAAGAUCUAAAUUUUGAAAAUUUUGAUCAACAAAUAAAUAAUAUGAAUGAAAAUAACUACUUUGAAAUGAAUUACUAUUUAGAUGAUGAUGAAAAAUGGGAUGAAAAUAUACCUUUAAAAUUUUCAGAGAUGACAACGCCCAAAAAUCCACAAGAUCAGUUUUUACCAUCAGAUAUUCAUCCACCACCUCUUGAAAGAGAAAUAAUUGAAUUAAUGAUUGAAGAUGGUCAGUUUGAUGAUGCAUUCUAAGAUAUUUAAGAAAAAUUUUUAAAAAUUAUGUUUUUAUGUUUUAAUUCUUUUAUUUUUUAAAAUAAUUUAAAUUUUAAAAAUGUGAAGCUACAAUACAGAGUGUAUUAUA